Molecule: messenger RNA, 1844 nt
Organism: Chanos chanos (milkfish)
Lineage: Eukaryota; Metazoa; Chordata; Actinopteri; Gonorynchiformes; Chanidae
Gene: mdm2
Product: MDM2 proto-oncogene
Exons: 10
Coding region: 1-1389 (462 amino acids)
Biological process (GO): regulation of gene expression; negative regulation of apoptotic process; cell cycle
Cellular component (GO): nucleus
Molecular function (GO): ubiquitin protein ligase activity; p53 binding; identical protein binding
Source: RefSeq, a predicted model, not a curated record
AUGGCAACAGAAAACUGUUUGAGCAGUUCAUCGAUCAGCGCAGCUGACAAUGAGAAACUGGUAAGACCAAAAGUGCAAUUACAAAUCCUGUUACAACAGGCAGGUGCAGAAAAAGACAUUUUCACCAUGAAAGAGGUUAUGUUCUAUCUGGGGAAGUACAUCAUGCACAAAGAGCUCUACGAUAAGAAACAGCAGCACAUCGUCCAUUGUCGAGAUGACGCACUAGGGGCUGUGCUUGGGGUGGAUAGCUUCUCUGUCAAAGAGCCACGUGCCCUGUUUGCAAUGAUCUCUAAAAACCUAGUUGCUGUGAAAAACCCAGAGUCACAGUCUGUUUUCACUGAACCCCAGAGUCAGAGUCAGCCUGACAGAGGGCAAGAGGAGACAGUCUCUGACUCGCGUUCAUCUACCUCAGGCCAGCGAAGGAGGAGACGGAGCAGUGACCCUGCAGACUUGUCAGCGGGAGAGGAGAGUUGUGAGCGCAGGAAAAGGCACAAAUCGGACAGUUUCUCCCUGACAUUUGAUGACAGCCUAUCGUGGUGUGUGAUUGGAGGCCUUCACAGGGAACAAAGGAGCAGCGAGUCUUCGGAUUCCCUCAGUAACACUGAGGUAGGUAUAUCACACAGUGAGGACUCAGAGGAAGGCCAGGACUCAGACUCUGAUAACUUCAGUGUGGAGUUCGAGGUGGAGUCUAUUGAUUCAGAUGCCUACAGUGAGAACGAUGAGGCUUCUUUGUCUGGAGAUGAUGAGGUUUAUGAAGUCACUAUCUUUGAAGCGGAGGAUGAAGACUCAUUUGAUGAGGAUACUGAGAUAACAGAGGCAGACUACUGGAAGUGCUCAGAGUGUGAGGAACUCAACCCUCCUCUCCCUCGUCACUGCAAACGCUGCUGGACACUGCGCUCUGAUUGGCUCCCAGAUACCCACACCAGCCCCACUUCUCCCACCAAUGCCUCCACUGAAACCAAACCCUUACCAUCCAAGCCCUCCUUCCCUGAUACUGAGGAGGGUUUUGAUGUCCCUGAUAGUAUACGCUCUCGUUCUCCCCCAGCCAAGGAUGAGACCCCAGCCUCUCUGCCCAUGUCAGACUCCCAGGACUCUGCUUGUUUAUCUCAGCCCUCAACCUCCUCAGGGGCCAGUGGCAGUGCACUCUCUAGCCAGGAAGAGACCCCAGAACUGGAACGAUUCAAUAGCCUGGAGGCCUGUCUCCCAACCAGUUGCCUGGAGCCCUGUGUCAUAUGCCAGAGCCGGCCAAAAAAUGGCUGCAUAGUACAUGGACGUACUGGCCACCUCAUGGCGUGCUACACUUGUGCAAAGAAGCUGAAGAACCGCAACAAACUGUGCCCUGUUUGCCGUGAGCCCAUCCAAUCAGUGGUGCUGACAUAUGUCAGCUGAAUUAGGCAGACAUCCCCUUUGUCAUUGCACCUUGACUUCUGUUCUAGCGCCGCCACAAUACAGUACUUGCGUUAAAUUAACGUUAUUAAUUAAUGUAAAUAGUUAAUGUAUUGAUCGGAAAUUCUUUAUUUAUUGCGUGUGUUGUGUUUUUGAGUGAUUCCUCAGAUGCUGGAUUGUGUAAUCACACAGCUGUUUGAUUUAGGCUGAUUUUCUUUACAGUUUGGGUAUGUUUUGUUGCCUGUCUAUUAUUAAAGGAAAGGUGUACCAGUUUAUUGUAUUUUUUUUUUAACUGUUGAGUUUGUACUUUAAAAAUAGCUCAAUAGACAGGAGGUCGAUGCACUCCAUUGGCUGUUAUAGCUCCAGUCUCAGUAUACUAACAGUGGCAUCUGUGCAUAGAGCAGUGGGGUGUAUCAUUUAGCACAAGGCCUUUGCCCCUGAAAUCAUUAUCCCAGUCA